This is a messenger RNA of Nomia melanderi (Alkali bee), 3243 nucleotides long. It is a transcript of the gene pio, whose product is annotated as zona pellucida domain-containing protein piopio. The record is from RefSeq and is a predicted model, not a curated record. Lineage: Eukaryota; Metazoa; Arthropoda; Insecta; Hymenoptera; Halictidae.
CCGUACGAGCCUCGUGGUAGUGCACGGGGGACCGCGAGCGGAACGCAGGACGAUUGGCAGCGCAGUCUCGAGUCUCGCGUCGACCGCAACGGUUUUCUUUCCCCGCGGCUGGGCUCCUCUUCAUGCUCGACUGCCUCCCACAGGAGCGACGAACCGGCCGCCGGCAGGUGUGCGGUGCAGCGGCGAACGACCGUGAACGAAAUUCGAAAGUCAGCCGGCCUGGGAGCCGGGCCAGUGUCCGACGAACGCGUCCCAAGCCGCUGGAAACGAGACGAUCCCGGGGGACCACCGGGGUUCGCCGGUUCGCCGCGCGGAACACGAGCAUAUCCCGGUACGAUGAAGGAUCCGCCGAGGAUCCAGGAAUGUUGAGCGUCGUUUAACGGAACGGCUUGACCAUUGUCCGCUAACCCGACGGUGGAGGAGGAGGAGGACGGAGAGAGGCUCCUCGAGGUGAACAAAGAGUCUGUUCGCGAAGAGGACAGGACAGAGGGCUCGCAGACUGAAGAGGCACGAACCUCUCCGCGUCGGAGAUCCUUCGCUCCAGGAUACCCGGACCGGUUUCCAGAAUGACCGAUCCUCGCUAUCCGACCGCGUGAUCCCGAGGAACGCGAAGCUCGCAAAGAGAACCGAAAAGGAAAAGGAAGAACAGACGGUCAGGAUUGGACGGGCUACUGUUCUCUGGGUUUUUGGGGAUGUCGGCCGAGGCGGGCUUCGUGGCCGGCGAGGACGCGCCUUCGACGCAGUCCUCUGUGCUACCGGAAGUGUUGAUGUUAUGACGAACGAGCGGGGCACGCGAGGCAGAUCGAACUAGUGAGAAAACGCGAACACACCGCGCAGGAACGGACGAGAGAAUCAGUGUCAAGCGCGCGGCGAUCUUCGGUUUCCUUCGGUUCUGGACUAUUCUUCCUGUCGGAUCUCUUUUGCUUCGGUUUUUACGCCUGCCUUCUACCGCUGUUUCGUCGCGCGCGCCCCGGCGCGCUGAUUUUCCACGCGGAGAACGGAGUUUCGUAACGAGCCGCGGCAGGAAAAGCUCGCUGCAUUUUUCACGUUGCUCCCGCUGGACCGACCGGGACAUGUCUGUCGGGACGGCGAACGCCGAGACAGCCAUGGACUGGCGGAGGGCCGUGUUGGCGUUUCUAUUGAUCACAAUAGCGAGGCACAGCAGCACACACGCGGCCCAAAUACCCCAGCAACCGGCGACGUCGACCGCGGCAAUAGCGAGCACCGUGCAAAUCGAGUGCGCCAGCGAGUCGAUAAUCGUGCACAUCUCGACCGAGGGAAACACGGACUUCCAUGGCCUGGUGUAUCCACGAGGUCUGUCCAAGAACAGCUCCUGCCUGCAGGAGUACAGAAGCCAGCCCACCCCUAUAACUUACAACCUGCCCUUGAGAUCUUGUAACACCAUGCCCACCGAGCUGGACGACGGUGGUAUCGAAUACUUCAACACGAUAGUGGUGCAGCCACACCUGAAGCUGGUCACGAACCAGGGCAGAGGUUUUCACGUGAGAUGUCGGUACCAGACGCGAGACAAAGUAGUUACGAACGACCAGACGCACGUGGCCAUGCUGCAGUCCCUGCCGUUGCAGGCAACAGCUCCUAUGCCAGGAUGCACGAUGAAGAUCUUCAGCGGAGAUCCAACGAGGCAUCAAGUGGCGGAAAACGUGAAGAUCGGAGACCCCCUGACCUUGGUCAUUAGCAUCGACAAACAGGAAAUGUUCGGACUGAAGAUCUCCGAUUGCCUGGUGCGCGACGGCCUGGGAUGGGGGGAGCAGAGGCUCAUAAACGAUGAAGGUUGCCCGGUGGACGGCGAGAUUAUGGGACAGUUCACGUACAACGAGGACAAAACGGAGGCGAAGGUGAACUUCCAGGCGCACAAAUUCCCCUAUACAGCGAGCGUCUACUACCAGUGCAACGUCAGAUUGUGCGUGAAACACGACGGAGGAUGCAGCAACACGCCACCGGCAUGCAAUUCGGUGUCGAGGCGACGCAGGGACACUGCGAAUGAGAACGCGGUGAAGGGUGUCGAGGGCCUGGACGGCGGCACACCGGCGACUAUCGAGGUUUACAGCGGACUAUACGUGAACGAAGCCUCGGACAUCGGCUCCAAGUCUGACUACAGCGAUGACGUCUUCAGAGAAAGGACAAUCGACGACCCAAACAGCAUCUGCAUCUCGCAAAGGAGCUUCGCCAUCGGGAUCGCGAUCGCGGGUCUGAUCCUGAUGCUCGCGGUGGUCGCCGCCAUUUUGGUUCUGCUCGCAAAGAGGCGGCACAAGAGCGUCUCGACGACAGGCUCGUCCAUUUACAGCGGUCCGUACACGAACACCGCGUACAGUCACAGCAGUUAAGUAACGCGCGCGCGGAACAAUUCGAGUGCCCGUCGAGAAACGGGACGGGAUCGUCGACGAGAAACGAGGGAAAGAAAACUGGAAGAAGGAGGAAGCGAGGUGAAAUUCAGACUCGACGAACUCUGAGCGCGAAGUCGAAGAGUCGACGACCUUGAGGAACGAUCCUUCAGGAAAAAGUAUCGGUUCCGGGGUCGCGGCGAGGUGCAACAGAAUUUAGGUGGAUUAACGAGAUACCUAUUGCUCAACUGCCGAUGCUAUUUGUCUCUAUUUGUUCAGCGAGGAAGUAGUUCAGAAGAACCGAUGGGUCCGGACACGUGUGACGAAGGUAUCAAGGAUCAGCCUAUGAAACUCCUACGCGCGACGCGCGAUUUUGUUACUAGUUUUCCUUUUUUUCAUAUCUGACAGAAAAUCUUGCCACGUUUCGUUGGUGACUCGACGCUGUAGGGUCCGCGAGAUGAUGACCUUUUCGUUUUGUCAAUUGUAUAAGCGUAGAGACAUUGGAGAGAUCAUUCUUUUAAGGAGAAGUAGAUAAUCGCUCUUUCGAGGAGGAAAAGCUCUUUCACGGAAAAAAUGGAGCUCUUUCGCGGAUCCUACAACGCACAGUUCUCAACCACUGCCCAAUUGAUACUGCCCAAUCGUAAAUUCCGUGGAAUCUCGUGAACUAUCGUUUCAAGCACGUGUCGCGACCUACGCCUUAGAGAAAAUGGUAGCCUAGCCCCGACUACUUGGAACGAAUCGACACGAAUCUCUAGGAUUACGUCUAAUAUAUAAAUAUAUAAAUAUAAAUAUGAAUAUAGAUAUAUACAUAUGUAUGUUAUAUACAUAUAAUUAAUGUUAUUAUUCUAUACAUACUGUAUACUAGUCCGGUAUACGCUGUCCUAGCUAACCCUAGCAGCCG